AUGCUCGCUCCUCCGCCUGUUGCUGCCAAUGGCGUCGCCUGCGCUGCCGGCGACACGUGGCAACGCGCGGCGGGUUUGGCGGCGGGAAAUGCGGUGCAGCUGGCGGGGAUGGACGAGAGCAUGCAGGCGCUGCGCGAAGUGGUAGUGUGGCCGAUUAAGUACGCCAAAGAGGCCGCCGCGCUGGGCCUGAAGUGGCCUUCAGGUGUUCUGCUGUACGGCCCACCAGGCACAGGCAAGACGCUACUGGUGAGGGAGAUCGCGCGGGAGUGCAACGCACGGCUCUUCACUGUCACGUCCUCUUCCAUCUUUGGAGCAUACGCGGGGGAGAGUGAGAGGCGGCUGAGGGACGUCUUUGAUGCGGCCAGAGGGGGAAAGGCGGUGGAUGGGGGGCAGGGGUUGGGAUUUACUGAGGGAUUGGAGGAGAGAGGGGUGGAGGGAGGGGUGGAAGGUGGUUCGGAGGGAGGUGCUGCAGACGUGCGGCCGUCGAUUGUGUUUAUCGACGAGAUCGACGUGCUGUGCCCCAAACGAGACUCCAGCCCCAACGCACUAGAUGCCGCACUACGCCGGCCGGGGAGAUUCGACCGCGAGAUUGCGAUCAACGUGCCAGGGACGAGGGAGAGAGAGGCGAUUCUCAAGGUGAGCUGUGAAUCCCCUAAGCGAUCUCACGGCCAACCUGCUGCUGCUCACUUGUCUUCUCUGUCUCCCCUCUCCCCCCCCUCCUUCCUCCCCUUCUCCCUCCCCUCCUCCCUCCCUGCUUUUCCCCAGCUGCACGCGCGCUCCCUGCCCCUGCAUGCUGACGUGGACAUGCGCCAGCUGGCGGCACGCUGCAAGGGCUACGUGGGUGCUGACCUGGCAGCCGUGUGCCGCGAGGCUGCUCUUGCUGCUGUCAUGGAGAUGGCUGCUGGGGAGGAGGAGAGUGUUGCUGGAGAAGGGGAGGGGCUGGUGUGGAUGAGGCACUUUGAAGCGGCACUCUCUCGUGUGGGUCCCUCUGUUACUCGAGGAGUGGCAGCUGAGCUGCCUGCUGUCACGUGGAACGACAUUGGAGGGUUAGAGGGCGUCAAGAAACGGCUACAGAUGUCGGUGGAGUGGCCCUUACAGCACCCUGAAGCCUUCCUGCGCCUCGCUCUCACCCCCCCAAGGGGCGUGCUGCUGCACGGCCCACCUGGAGGCGGCAAGACAAUGCUGGCCCUCGCUGCUGCGCAUGCCUCCAAGGCCACACUCUUCUCUCUCAGGUGGGCUUUCUUUCUUCUGGGUCGACUACAGAAUCCGUUCUUACUCCUUAAGAGGAGUGCUGCUGCACGGCCCACUUGGGGGUGGCUUUUGAGUUGCAGAGGCAGCGAAGAGGUCGGCCCUCCCGGGAGCGGCAAGGCCAUGCUCACCCUCGCUGCUGCCCAAGCCUCCAAGGCAACCGCUGCAGACCUAUUCUCCAUGUAUGAGGCCGAGGGCGAGGCCAUGCGUCAAGACACACCUAUGGUCCUUUCAUUCCAUGCUUCCUUUCGCCCCCAUCCCUUUUCUGACUGCAGCGGUGCGGACCUGUUCUCCAUGUACGUGGGCGAGGGGGAGGCUAUGCUGAAAGACACGUUUCGCCUGGCUCGCAUGGCGGCUCCCAGCGUGGUGUUUGUGGACGAGGUCGACGUGGUGGGGGGACGCAGCACGGGAAGCAGCACAAGCAGCAGCACUAGGAACACGGUGCAAGGAGAAUCAAACGACACAUCUGCUUCCUCCUCCUCAUCUUCGUCAGUGCUGGUGAUAGCAGCAACCAACCGCUUCCAAGCCCUGGAUCCGGCCAUCAUCCGCCCAGGACGGUUCGACUCGAUCAUCUACGUACCACCGUUGGACGAAGCAGGCAGGCUGCACGCGUUGCAGAUCCACACGUCUGCCAUGUGCCUCGCUGCUGACGUCAGCCUGCCAGCUGUCGCCGCCCGCACGGCGCUGUUCACCGGCGCUGACGUGGCAGCAGCAGCAGCAGCAGCAGCAGGAGCAGCAGGAGCAGCAGGAGCAGCAGCAGGAGCAGCAGGAGCAGCAGGAGCAGCAGGAGCAGCAGCAGCAGCAGGAGCAGCAGCAGGAGCAGCAGCAGCAGCAGGAGCAGCAGCAGGAGCAGCAGGAGCAGCAGGAGCAGCAGCAGGAGCAGCAGCAGCAGCAGGAGCAGCAGCAGGAGCAGCAGGAGCAGCAGGAGCAGCAGCAGGAGCAGCAGGAGCAGCAGGAGCAGCAGCAGGAGCAGCAGGAGCAGCAGGAGCAGCAGCAGGAGCAGCAGGAGCAGCAGGAGCAGCAGCAGGAGCAGCAGGAGCAGCAGGAGCAGCAGCAGGAGCAGCAGGAGCAGCAGGAGCAGCAGGAGCAGCAGCAGCAGCAGGAGCAGCAGCAGGAGCAGCAGCAGCAGCAGGAGCAGCAGCAGGAGCAGCAGGAGCAGCAGGAGCAGCAGCAGGAGCAGCAGGAGCAGCAGGAGCAGCAGCAGGAGCAGCAGAAGCAGCAGGAGCAGCAGGAGCAGCAGGAGCAGCAGGAGCAGCAGCAGCAGCAGGAGCAGCAGCAGGAGCAGCAGCAGCAGCAGGAGCAGCAGCAGGAGCAGCAGGAGCAGCAGCAGGAGCAGCAGGAGCAGCAGCAGCAGCAGGAGCAGCAGCAGGAGCAGCAGCAGCAGCAGGAGCAGCAGCAGGAGCAGCAGGAGCAGCAGGAGCAGCAGCAGGAGCAGCAGGAGCAGCAGGAGCAGCAGCAGGAGCAGCAGCAGCAGCAGGAGCAGCAGCAGGAGCAGCAGGAGCAGCAGGAGCAGCAGCAGGAGCAGCAGGAGCAGCAGGAGCAGCAGGAGCAGCAGCAGCAGCAGGAGCAGCAGCAGGAGCAGCAGGAGCAGCAGGAGCAGCAGGAGCAGCAGCAGGAGCAGCAGGAGCAGCAGCAGGAGCAGCAGGAGCAGCAGCAGCAGCAGGAGCAGCAGCAGGAGCAGCAGCAGCAGCAGGAGCAGCAGCAGGAGCAGCAGGAGCAGCAGGAGCAGCAGCAGGAGCAGCAGGAGCAGCAGGAGCAGCAGCAGGAGCAGCAGGAGCAGCAGCAGCAGCAGCAGGAGCAGCAGGAGCAGCAGCAGGAGCAGCAGGAGCAGCGGCGGCCGCAUCUAAUAUCCCCCCAUGUGUUUCCCAAGAGCACUUUGACGCUGCACUGAUGGUGGUUCGGCCCUCGUUGACUGAACUGGAGGUUAGAGCAUACGAGCGAGACGCAUAA
Closterium sp. Yama58-4 is the source of this 3198-nucleotide messenger RNA. The record is from the annotation of a GenBank genome assembly. NCBI's taxonomy places the organism in Eukaryota, Viridiplantae, Streptophyta, Zygnematophyceae, Desmidiales, Closteriaceae.